UUUAUCCAAAGAAAGGUUCUUUUUUCAAAAUCUUGACUUGAAAUUUACUGAAAGGAUCCAUCCAUCCUCUUUACUUUGAGAGAGAGCCACUUGGGAACAAGAAAAGACGUUGACAACAAACCUAAUAACCCAUAAUAUUCAGAGGCCUCUUUUUUUCUCUAACCCAUUUCAAGAUCUCUCUUAUAACUUCCACGAAUUCCGUCGGUGGAUCAUAGAAACUGGGUUCCACCAAUAUUGUACCCAGGUAUGUUUUCUUUAUUGAACUUUGAUGAUGGUUUAGAUGCUGGAGUACACACUUCUUGAUUUGAUUUCUUGAUGUUUAUGCUUUUCAACUCCAAUAAGAAAGCAAUCUAUGUUAGAUAUGGGAAAUUAUGAGCUCCCUUUUGGAUUUCUGAUUGAGCAUUUGAUCAAAGCAGGUCAUAUUUACAAGAUUUCGAUCACUUGGAUUCGUGGGUUCGGUUUGAAUUUGGCUAAGAUCUGAGGGUUUAGGUUUGACAUAGCAAUAUAGGCUAUUGAUGUGCUUUUAAGUGUGGAAUCUAAGUUGUUGAAGUGAACAUGAUGUGGUUGGGGCUUUGAUGGCUCUGACCAUAGUUCAGAAACCAGAUUGAAGAGAUUAAAGAAUUCAGUUUCCGUUUCUUGGAAUCCAAGUUGUUCUCCCUGAAUGCAUUUGAAGAAGACUCCAUUUCCAGUUGCAAGAGUUUGUGGAAGUUGUCAAGUUGCAUUCCACAAAGAUAAUUUAGAAUGUGGUGAAAACUGAAAACAAGCAUAGUAGAUCCUCAGUUCAGUGGUGUAAAGAUGAACGGUAGUAGCAAUGCGGAAAUGGGUUCUACUCUUAGCCCUAGGAGAGCAAAUAUAAAAGAGAAGUGUGCUUCUUUUGAUAUUGAAAAUGAUUCUGAUGGAGGGCUGAAAUACCCAGAUACCAAUUAUGUUGAUAAACAUAAAGCUGUUCUAACAAGCUCCAAGAACCCCAUUGUUGCUGCUGAUGUACUCAAGACAUUAUUUUUCAUACUUGUUUGGUACACAUUCAGUACAUUCUUGACAUUGUAUAAUAAGACUUUACUGGGAGAUGAUAUGGGAAGAUUCCCAGCUCCUUUGUUAAUGAACACAAUUCAUUUUGCAAUGCAAGCUGUUUUUUCGAAGGCCAUCACUUGCUUUUGGUCCCAAAGAUUCAAACCAACUGUAACUAUGUCAUGGAAGGACUACUUUAUGAGAGUUGUACCAACAGCUCUCGGAACAGCACUGGAUAUCAACUUAAGCAAUGCAUCACUUGUUUUCAUCUCUGUUACAUUUGCUACCAUGUGUAAAUCUGCUGCUCCUAUAUUUCUCCUAAUAUUUGCAUUUGCAUUCAGGUUGGAGUCUCCAAGCUUUAAACUUUUGGGAAUUAUGUUGAUAAUAUCCUCUGGGGUUUUAUUAACAGUUGCAAGAGAGACCGAGUUUGAUUUAUGGGGUUUCAUUUUUGUUAUGCUUGCGGCUGUUAUGUCUGGUUUCCGUUGGAGCAUGACCCAGAUCCUUCUUCAGAAAGAGGUCUAUGAUUUUCUUGUUUCUUUAACAGGUUUGAAAAAUCCCCUGACCUUGAUGAGCUAUGUAACUCCUGUAAUGGCCCUGUUAACGGCUUUUCUCUCUCUGGCUUUGGAUCCCUGGGACGAAUUCAGAAGUAGCAGUUACUUUGAUAGCUCAUGGCAUAUCAUGCGGAGUUGCUUCUUGAUGCUUUUUGGGGGAACGCUCGCCUUUUUUAUGGUUUUAACGGAGUACAUCCUUGUUUCAGUAACAAGUGCAGUAACGGUGACCAUAGCUGGAGUUGUAAAGGAAGCCGUCACUAUACUGGUAGCGGUAUUUUACUUCCACGACGAAUUUACAUGGCUGAAAGGAGCGGGUCUUGUUACGAUCAUGCUUGGUGUGAGUCUAUUCAACUGGUACAAGUAUGAGAAGGUGCAGAAGGAAAAACUCGGUGUAGGUGAGUUGCCCGAAUCUCGAACCAAUAUCACUGCGAAAUACACUAUUCUCGAGGAGGCAGAUGAUGAGGAAACUAGCCCUUGAUCACACUGCUCCCAUCAUAUGAAACAUUCCGUAGCUCAAUCAGCCAAAUCUACGGGUACUUUGACGGAUGGAAAUACGUAGUUUCAUGCUCGUUAUUUGCCAAAGGUAGAUUUCGACAAUUAGCCUAAACGAUUCAAAGCUCAUAGGUACUAUAUCACUAUGAUUCUACAUAUUUUUGACGAAGAUGGAGAAAAGUCGAGUUAUUUGAUCAUCACAAGUAAACAAGAGUAUGGACCAUGUACAUCGUCCACCCGUGUAUGCACUACGAUUUUGUUUUCAUUCGGGUUUUCCACGGAGAAACGCUAUAUCCCGCAAUCAUUAUACAUUUAGUCAGUAUACCAUUUUUGAAUUUGGUUCAGUUUUGUUGUAGGUAAAACACAAUACAUCUGUAUCAUCACUCUCUUGUUGUAAAAGACCUUUGUCGAGUAUAUGUUGGUUCUUUCGCUUUACGAUCAUGGGUCGUGUUUGAA
This is a messenger RNA of Cynara cardunculus var. scolymus (artichoke), 2507 nucleotides long. RefSeq names its product probable sugar phosphate/phosphate translocator At1g06470. The record is from RefSeq and is a predicted model, not a curated record. Lineage: Eukaryota; Viridiplantae; Streptophyta; Magnoliopsida; Asterales; Asteraceae. Bases 796 to 2037 code for a protein of 413 amino acids. Gene Ontology annotation, cellular component: endoplasmic reticulum-Golgi intermediate compartment; cis-Golgi network; Golgi apparatus. Gene Ontology annotation, biological process: UDP-glucose transmembrane transport. The transcript has 12 exons. Gene Ontology annotation, molecular function: antiporter activity.